Messenger RNA from Juglans regia (Persian walnut), 2523 nucleotides. RefSeq names its product LEAF RUST 10 DISEASE-RESISTANCE LOCUS RECEPTOR-LIKE PROTEIN KINASE-like 1.4. Bases 192 to 2276 code for a protein of 694 amino acids. The record is from RefSeq and is a predicted model, not a curated record. Gene Ontology annotation, biological process: protein phosphorylation. The transcript has 4 exons. Gene Ontology annotation, molecular function: ATP binding; polysaccharide binding; protein kinase activity. Lineage: Eukaryota; Viridiplantae; Streptophyta; Magnoliopsida; Fagales; Juglandaceae.
UAUUCCAAUAGAAGCAUCUCUUUUGAAAAUUUCAACCUCCCAUGAAUUCAUUUCGUCAAAGGCCACCAGUUUCCUUAUGAUGCCUGAUAGGAAUUGGAAAGCCACACAUCCCCACCUCGUCAAUUCCUUUUCUAUACGCUUGCUUCCAAUCUCUCUCGAUCUUCUCUCUCUCUCUCUCUCUCUCUCUCAAAAUGCAUAACCAUCUCUUCCCAGCUCCGGCCACUUUCUUAUUCAUCAUAAUAGCAAUAACCUUAGUCCAAUUUCCAGUACUACCAUCUGUGCACGCUGUUGAUGAUGAUCAGCAGUACCUCAACUGCAGCGAAACCUUUGCAUGUGCGGGUAUUUCGGACAUCGGUUAUCCUUUCUGGGGAUCAAAUCGGCCUGAAUAUUGUGGGUACCCGGGUUUCCAGUUGAACUGCAGCGGCGAUCUCCCGCUGCUUAAUGUCACGAACAUGUAUUACCGAGUCCUUAACAUCGAUGACGCGGCGCGGAGUCUCAAGGUUGCUAGACUGGAUUACUGGAACACGACUUGUCCUGCUACUUACGCUAAUACAAGCAUAGAUAGCAGUACCCUCUUUUAUCAUAGUUCAGCUACUACCAACCUGACGCUCUACUACCGGUGCCUUGAUACUUCAGUACCUCUUCUUCCAACUCAGACGGCGGACGGUUUUUCGUUUAAUUGCGCCGGAGACGCUAACGGCUUUACCAAUUGCUAUUCGAGCAACUCCUUGUUUGCAAGCACGUUAUUGGGGGUGUGCCAGUACAACGUUAAAGUUCCAGUAGUAACCGAAGCUGCAGGCACUUUAACUACUGAAGAUGCACUGAAGGAAGCUAUUGAUGGUGGGUUCACGGUGGAGUGGAAUGCAAAUAACAGCAUGUGCGAUAGAUGUGUUGGGUCCGGUGGGCGGUGUGGGUUCAACACCAGCACGAAUGCUUUCGCUUGCCACUGUAAAACUGGGUCUUUUCCAUCAACGUGUGAUGAAAUAUCAGAUGGCAAGAAGAGUGAAGUACCACUUGGAGUAGGCAUUGGCAUAGGUGGUGCGGGCAUUGUUGGCAUUUUAUUAGGUUUCUGGAUCUUUUCCAUCAGGCAACGGAAGAAAAAACGAGCAGAGGAAGCUAAAAUCAAAGAGCUGCCUACUACACCUCCUUCAAGCAAAGGCAUUCCGGAUUCUUCAACUAAUUUGUCUCAAAGCACCCCGUCUUAUACCCACUCAAAGUCAGAUCUUGAGAAGGGAAGCACGUACUUUGGAGCUCAUAUCUUCAGCUAUGCUGAACUGGAAGAAGCCACUAACAAUUUUGACUCUUCUAGAGAACUUGGAGAUGGAGGCUUUGGCACAGUUUACUAUGGCAAGCUCCAUGAUGGACGUGUGGUUGCUGUAAAGCGCCUGUAUGAGAACAAUUUCAAACGAGUUGAGCAGUUCAUGAAUGAAGUGAUUAUACUAACUCGCUUACGGCACAAAAACCUCGUCACACUGUACGGGUGCACCUCAAAACGUAGCCAAGGACUUCUCCUCGUUUAUGAAUACAUCUCUAACGGAACUGUGGCCGAUCAUCUCAAUGGAAACAAAUCAAGCACUGGUUCGCUGACUUGGCCCAUUCGGUUGAGCAUAGCCAUAGAGUCAGCCGAGGCAUUGAACUUUCUCCAUCAAUCUGAUGUUAUCCACCGUGAUGUCAAAACCAACAACAUUCUCCUAGAUGAGAAUUUCUGUGUUAAAGUGGCUGAUUUUGGUUUGUCACGAUUAUUUCCGGCAGAUGUCACACAUGUCUCGACUGCUCCACAAGGGACGCCUGGCUAUGUUGAUCCUGAGUAUUACCAGUGCUACCAACUCACUAACAAAAGUGAUGUUUAUAGCUUUGGAGUUGUCUUGAUUGAGCUUAUAUCAUCAUUACCAGCUGUGGACACCAAUAGACACCGGCACGAUAUAAAUUUGGCUAGCAUGGCUAUCAACAAGAUUCAGAAUCACGCAUUACAUGAGUUGGUUGAUCCGUCUCUUGGGUUUGAAAAGGAUGAUGCUGUGAGGAGGAUGACAACCUCAGUUGCAGGAUUGGCGUUUCGGUGUUUGCAGCAAGAGAGGGAUAUGAGGCCUAAGAUGGAUGAAGUACUGGAGGUUUUGAAGAGGAUCAAGAGUGAAGAGAUGGGUGCGGAGAAAGCAGAAGUGGUGGAUAUUAGGGUGGAUGAUGUUGGGCAGUUGAAGAACAUUCCUCCCCCGCUUUCACCUGAUUCAGUUGUGACUGGUAAAUGGGUUAGCGACUCUACUAUACCCUACUCCUUCUAGCAGUUGAGAUUUCCUUUCAGUUUUUGGGCAUACAACUCUAAAGUAGAUAAGUAUUGUAAAUUCAUAUUCGGAUGUCAAUGAGUGCAUCAAUGCUUCAUUAUCUGCACCAUUGGUUGGUUUUAUUUUGUCUUGAUAUAAUUUAGAUAGAUGAAAGCGAAAUAUCACAGAUGCUUGUUGGGCGAUGUACAUUGUAAAUGGAACUGCCAACGAUGAACUUCUUAAUACAAGUUGGGAUGUAUUUCUUUAA